GCAGGUGCACGGGGGCGCGGGGCGCACGGCAGGCAGCUGACAGCCUCGUCACCGCGGCGCGAGGGCGCGCGCCCCGCCUGCCUCCGGGAGGAGCUGCAUCCGCACAGCCUGCGCUGCCCGUUCCUGUGCGAGGCGAGCUGGGAAGGAGCGCUGAGCAGAGUUGUGCUCUUCAUCAGGUACUUCGGUUAUAGUUGGGUCCCCAAGCAACAUGCCGGAACAGAGCAACGAUUACCGGGUGGCCGUGUUUGGGGCAGGUGGUGUUGGCAAGAGCUCUCUGGUCUUGAGGUUUGUGAAGGGCACGUUCCGGGAGAGCUACAUCCCCACUGUGGAGGACACCUACCGGCAGGUGAUCAGCUGUGACAAGAGCAUCUGCACACUGCAGAUCACGGACACCACGGGAAGCCACCAGUUCCCGGCCAUGCAGCGGCUGUCCAUCUCCAAAGGGCACGCCUUCAUCCUGGUCUACUCCAUCACCAGCCGACAGUCCCUGGAGGAGCUCAAACCCAUCUAUGAGCAGAUCUGCGAGAUCAAAGGGGACGUGGAGAGCAUCCCCAUGAUGCUGGUGGGGAACAAGUGUGACGAGAGCCCGAGCCGAGAGGUGGAGAGUGGGGAGGCAGAGGCCUUGGCCCGCAGGUGGAGGUGUGCCUUCAUGGAGACCUCGGCCAAGCUCAACCAUAAUGUGAAGGAGCUCUUUCAGGAGCUGCUCAACUUGGAGAAACGCAGGACCGUGAGCCUGCAGAUCGACGGGAAGAAGAGCAAGCAGCAGAAAAGGAAAGAGAAGCUCAAGGGCAAAUGCACCAUCAUGUGAGCGCCCUUCCUGGGCAUUCACCAUCCCCUCACCCCGCCCCCCCACCAUGUGAAACCCACGGCCCUCCGGGUAGCAUGUAUGAUGCCCAUGUGUUAGAUAUUGCAUUUUGACCGAGACACGCCCUGUUGCCCAUAAGAGGGAAUUCAUGCAACCAACAGUAAGCACCCCACUCCAGAAGCAGGGAGGUUAAAAUGAAAACCACGCAGCUCAGCAUCACAGGGAUUGAGGGACCAGCCAUUUGGAAGGUGGGGUUUGCCAUGAGGAGGUGGUAAGGCUCAUAUCCCCAGACGUGGCGUGUGCUGGGAGGAGCAGCUGCAUCUGUAUGUGUGUCCGAGCAUGUCACCCUGGAGCCACAGGCAGCAGCCCAGGCCAGGUGACCCUCUGCUCGGAAGCCCAUGACACCUUGGGGGGCGGGGGAGGAGGCAGUUAGAAGACAGGCCAAAGCUGUUCCAUCUCAUGGUUCUUUAACUGAAUUACCAAUAAUAUGACAGCCUCCCCAGAGAUGCUCUUGUCAAUUCCCAGCUGACCUGAGAGCCUUGCUACCCUGAGGGGGUAUCCUCACCUCACUAGACCUAGUUAGCAGGUAUCAUUUUAACCUUUUAUAGAGUGUUUAUUUUCACACACAGUGAUGAAUUCACUAAGGGUGAGCUGCUGAGUCAAAAAUUCUUCAGUGUUUAAGUGACGAUGUACUGAUGUUACUAAACCAUUGCAAUAAUGCAUCCAUGUGUCAUAUUUCGAGAGUUUUAGAAAUGUGCCAUUUCCUUCCUCUGACCCACGAGGGGUAUAACUUCUUCCAGUCCUCAGAUUUUAAAUAAAAGCAAUUGAAAUAGCUAUUUUUAGACAAUUAUUUUCCUCCAAGAUGGUUUUCAAUAACUCUGUCUGUAUCCAGCUGGGUAACAGCUAACAAAGGCCAUCUAAAGACCAGAAGCACAUCCACUUUUCUAAAUGACAGGAACAUACAGGCGCCAUUCUUGCACCUUAAUGAAAUACUUUGAAACAGAAGUUGUUCACUGUGUUUUUGAUGAUCUAUCUGUAGCAGAAGUAUACUCCUGGAAAAUGCAUUCAAGUAAUAGUAGAGUGUCUUGCAUGUUCCAUUGUAAAUGUCUCCUAAGAGCUGUUCAGUGCAGUGUUCAUUCUAGAAUCAAGUAUCUUUUCCUCCUAAUGUUCUGUGUGCAUCCUUAAUCCUUCAAACCACAUCAUGGCCACUGCAGGUUCCUGACCGUGGCUGGGGCGGGCGAGCUGCUCUGUUGCGGGCAGGGCAGGGUGUGCCCCGUUCAGCACCUUCAGCACCCUCCCUUCAUCCAGGCUCGUUUGCUCUGCUGCCCAAAAGCACCCACUGACAGCCUGAGUUCCGUUAGGUCCAGUUGGCAGAAGCUUCCCUCAGCAGGGCUUCCUGCUCACACGCCUGGCAGGCAGGGUGGCAGUAGUGCACCCCGGCUCGCUCAGGGGAGCUUCCUGCGCUGGCCAGAGCAGCUGCCAAGUCGGAGAUGUGUGCAUACCCCGCCUUGAGUUUCCUCCCUUCUGCACCUUCCGUGUCUUUACCUAACGUGUGCUAAAGCAGCCCUUUCUGGCCCAUUGUCCUUGGCGUAGUCUCCCCUCUGCUCUCCUGCUGACCCAGCCCUGUGAUGUGCUCGGCGUGUGGGAGGCCCACGGAGAAACGUUGACUCCACCGGGUUCCUGUUGCCCUGGCCCUAAAAGCGAGCCCAGGCGGGGCCGGCAGGGCGGCAGCCUGGGCGCUGGUGUGGGCGCGGCGCCCCUUGGCAGGCUUCUCGCGGUGCCCGUGCAGCAGCCUCUGGCUGGUCCUUCUGUUCCCGGGGGCUGCUCCGCGGCCUCCAUAGUGACAUCUAGUGGGCGGGUUUCCGGGAACAUCUGCUUUUCAGCUUGUACCUACCUUUUUUUCUAUUCCUAUUCUCAGAGAUGUUAUCAGUUUGUAACUUGGAUAUGGGUUAAGUGAAAGGAGGCACAGGACUUUGUGCCAAGGUGGAUUUUUAGAGAGCUUGGGUGGGUCCUUUGUGAAGUCAGAUGUGACCGCAACCUCACACCAGCUGUCCAUCUUCGAGGCCAGUGCGAGACCUCCUUGCCAGGGUCCCUAGGCUGGAAUUCCUCAUAGCCCUAUCAAGCUGGUAUCUCUGUUUUUAUGUGUCUAGAGCUUCGUGGAUAUGAGAAGCCUGUAGUAAGUACAAAUCUGAUCUCGGAACAUAUUUUAUCCCUUUGUAGCUUGCCUCUUGAGUUUAUAAAGAAGGCCCUGCACCUCCAUCUCGGCUCUUUGUUCGUGUAUUUUCUAUGCACUGCACUGGGGGUGUUGAUGAUCAUCUCAAAAUACUCUUAGGGGCUCCCCAGCUGUCUCAGGGCUUGAGGAGUUAGUGCCACUGAAUCAGAUGUCUUUGGCACAUUUGUGGCCCCAUCGCAAAUACGUAGCUACGGUUCUUGAGGACACAUCUUACACUGCGUACAGGCACAGAAGUUUUCAACCUAGCCACAGUUAAGUUACACAACUCAGAAUAUUGCUUCGAAGAUGGCACUCUGGUAAUAGCAUGGAACUCCAUGGGUUCCCUCCUGUCCCUGCCGGGCCCUCCUCCCUCUGGUGACAAGCCAUGGGCGUGCCCUGGGCAUGCAUGCAAUACAGCAAGACCAAUACAAGAGCAAUACAGAAUUGUUCAUUAGAUCUAAAAUUAUAUAUAUGACAUAUAUAUAAUUUAUCUUCCUGCAUUUUUGAAGUAUAAAAUAGUACAUUGUACAUAUCUAUAAGCUAGUAUAUUUGUCCCACUGUUUGUAAUAUUUAAGAAAUGCUCAUUCUUUGUAGAACAAAAAAUGUAUUAAAUAUAAAAAAAUUGCUCUGUGAUUUUUUCCCCCCAAUAUUUGUAAUGUGUUGCUCUUACAUAAGCCCUCUGGAAGAAUUAUAACUAAUGGGACAUGUGUCAGCCCGUGACACUCCAUCCGGGCAUCAGUACCCCACACAGACAGUAUGUGGACUGAGCAUUUGCAGAGCAUGAUUUUUAUACAAGUUGGGUAUCAGUGUGUAUAUUUAUAUUUAAGGUGUAUUUAUUGUUAUGAUUCCAUUCUCUAUUUUAUUUACUCUACAGUUAUACAAAUCACAUUGCAUACAAGUUUCUAGUUGCCACUGCUGUUCUGAAAAUAAUGAAACAUGGUAAAAUAAAGCAUCAGUU
Molecule: messenger RNA, 3975 nt
Organism: Manis javanica (Malayan pangolin)
Lineage: Eukaryota; Metazoa; Chordata; Mammalia; Pholidota; Manidae
Gene: DIRAS2
Product: DIRAS family GTPase 2
Biological process (GO): signal transduction
Cellular component (GO): membrane
Molecular function (GO): GTPase activity; GTP binding
Source: RefSeq, a predicted model, not a curated record